UAGUCUGUCUGUCUGUACAAUAAGUACGUACAGCGGCUGCUUACCUACUUUUGGUCUGCUAAUGCUUUAUUUUGUCUAGUGCUAGUGCUGCAGGUAACUUAUGUCCUAAACAACAUGGAUCAUUCUCUCUAACUUCAGUCAAGCUGAGUUGCUGAAUUGAAAUCUUUAGUUGGGUUUUUAAAGCAGGGGAUGGCUAAUCAAUGGACCUAUCACAUAGAUGACUCCGUUAGUGCAGAUCCUAGCAAAUCCAGCAUGCUUCCAUGGAUGAGUAGCUCUAUGUCAUGGACUAUGGAAAACCCUCCUCAACUUGUCAGGUUUGGCGAACCACGCCUCCCCGAAAUGUCUUUCCUCCAUCAGAAAUCUCAGGAAAUCCCAAGGCCAAGGACAUUCUGCGUUAAAAGAAAAUAUAAUUUUGAUUUUUGUCCUAAUCCUGCAAAAAUGCAUAUCACUGAAGAAAAAAUGGCUGCUCAGUUGAAAAAUAUGCAUAUAAGCAAUAAUUAUGUCGGUGAAAAGAGCUUUGCAGAUGGAUUAGAAAACAGUGAUUGUGCUCUGCCCACUCUGGUGCUAAGUAAGGAAGUGCAAAGUCUGACUCAAUCACUUCAGCAACCUCUGUUACCCGAAUCUCUGUUUCCAAAGCGGGAUCCACCAACGAAAGCAUUGGUCCUGUGGAAGCCACCUGUGGGCAACAUCCCAUCUCAAAUCAUGUCUAGCAUUCGCAGUAGUGAUGAAGACAAUGAGGUGGACAACAUGAAUAACAACUCCUCAACACCUGAUCUCAACACCAUGAUCACACCAGAGUUUUCCAGUUCAAAUACAGAAAUGGAACUAUAGAUCGCCGGGCAUAUGACAACUAAUAGUAUUUUUGCUAAGUAAGAAUUAGAUUUUUUUACUUAAGUUAUUUCAUAUCAAGUACCGGUAAUGUCGCUUCUGGUAAUGUUAUAUUAGUUGUAACAUAAGCAAAUGUUGGGCUCCUAUCAAGGGAAAAAUAUAGGGUUUAAAUUUAACCUAUCGCAAUUAUAUCUAUACCAACCAGGUGCAUAGCUGGGAUUACAUUUGUUUUUAUAGUAAAAAUGCCUAUACAGGGUGAAUUUUAAAUGAGUUCCCCUCCUACUUUUUUCUACAUUUCUUAAGAUAUCAUCUCCGGACCAUGCCAGAUCAUUGUUGAGUAGUAAGUACUUCAUUUUGACUGGGUAUACAUUUUUGGCCGCCAUCUUGGAUCCGCCAUAUUGGAUACAGUAGACUCUCGCUCAUCCGGAUCGGCCUUGUCCGGACUCCCGGUAGUCCGGAUCGGCAAUCGUGAUUUUUUUUAGUGGCUCAGUACAGUAGACUACCUCGAAUAAUGAAAAAACUCGGUAUGAAUUAUUACCGGUGGAAGUGCAUAUGCCUGGGCUAUCAUUACUGUGGACCUGGAACAAAAUUCGGCCGAAAAAAUUAUUACUGGUGGAAGUGCAUAUGCCCGGACUACAAUUACUGUGGACCUGGAACAAAAUUCAGCCGAAAAAAUUAUUACCGGUGGAAGUGCAUAUGCCCGGGCUAUAAUUACUGUGGACCUGGAACAAAAUUCGGCCGAAAAAAUUAUUACCGGUGGAAGUGCAUACGCCCGGACUACAAUUACUGUGGACCUGGAACAAAUUUCGGCCAAAAUAUUAUUACCGGUGGAAGUGCAUAUGCCCGGGCUAUAAUUACUGUGGACCUGGAACAAAAUUCGGCCGAAAAAAUUAUUACCGGUGGAAGUGCAUAUGCCCGAGCUAUAAUUACUGUGGACCUGGAACAAAAUUCGACCGAUGGUGGAAGUGCUAUGCCCGGCUAUCAUUACUGUGGAUCUGGAACAAAAUUGAAAAAACGUCUAUAUACAGUACUGUGUAUUUGCUCGCCUCUCAAUAGUCCGGAUUUUUCGUAAUCCGGACCGGACGUCCGCCACAUUAGUCCGGAUGAGCGAGAGUCUACUGUACAAAGUUUUUUUUUUCAAAUGUAAAGGUAGGGUUGUGACCCAUUAUUUCAAACUAG
Messenger RNA from Macrosteles quadrilineatus (aster leafhopper), 2007 nucleotides. RefSeq lists its product as uncharacterized. Lineage: Eukaryota; Metazoa; Arthropoda; Insecta; Hemiptera; Cicadellidae. The record is from RefSeq and is a predicted model, not a curated record. The transcript has 7 exons. Bases 190 to 831 code for a protein of 213 amino acids.